This is a messenger RNA of Emys orbicularis (European pond turtle), 972 nucleotides long. RefSeq names its product probable G-protein coupled receptor 152. Lineage: Eukaryota; Metazoa; Chordata; Testudines; Emydidae. The transcript has a single exon. Bases 1 to 972 code for a protein of 323 amino acids. Gene Ontology annotation, biological process: G protein-coupled receptor signaling pathway. The record is from RefSeq and is a predicted model, not a curated record. Gene Ontology annotation, molecular function: G protein-coupled receptor activity. Gene Ontology annotation, cellular component: membrane.
AUGGAGCCGUUUAACACCUUGCACGCCAACCAGACGGAACCCUUUAUUCCGGAAACCUUUAUACCAGCAUCAUGGCGAGCAGCCUUCCUGAUCGGCACGCUGGGCAUCGGGCUGCCCGCCAAUGCCUUCAUCAUCUGGCUGACAGGGUGGCAGCUGCGGCGCCGGGGCCUGUCCGUCUUCAUCCUAAGCCUGGCCACCUCUGACUUCCUCUUCCUCUUCCUCACGGUCAUGCAGAUCAUGGAGACCCUGCUGGACGACAACUGGGUGCUGGGCACCCCCAUGUGCCGCCUGCGCCACGUCCUCUACGACUUGAGCUACCACUGCAGCCUCUUCCUGCUGGCCGCCCUCAGCGUGGACCGCUGCCUGCUGGUGCUGCUGCCCCUCUGGUACCGCUGCCACCGCCCCCUGAGGCUCUCCAGCUACAUCUGCCUGGGCGCCUGGCUGGUGGCUGCCCUGCUCAGCAUCAAGGGCUUCGUCUUCGUCAACGUUGUCCUGUAUCCAGAUGGGGUGCUCGCCUGCUCCAACAACCGGGGCAAAUAUGAGUGGCCCCUGCGCCUGCUGGAGGUGCUGCUGGAGGGACUCUUCCCCUUCAUCGUCAUGGUGACCACCCAUGCCGCCACCUUGUCCCGCACCUUCCGGCGCCACACCCGGUCCCCCAGCCAGUUCUACCGCAUCGUGGCCGCCACCCUGUCGGCCUAUGUGCUGCUCAACCUCCCCUUCCAGAUCAUCCAGCUGCUCUUUCUGGUCUCCUGGCAGCACGAGGAGUUCAACUAUCGCAUCUUCCCCUUCAUGGUCUACUUUGGCUACCUGAUCAACCUCAACAGCAGCAUCAACCCUCUCAUCUACAUCUUCUUCGGCUCCAACAUCUGCACGGGCUGCGGCCGCCACACGACCUCCUCCCUUGCCACAGCCCUCACCGAGGAGCAAGGGAAAAGCCCUGGGGACACGCCCAGCAUGUCCUUCUCAGCCUAG